GAAAUUGCAAUGAUGGAAUUCCUGGGGUACUGGAAGUGAACGCCACAAAUAAGAGUGGACUGACGGCAUUGGAUCUUUUCAUAUUGUGUCCAUGUGAAUCAGGGAGUGGUGCAGAAACCAUGAGGCUCCUGGGGCGCCUUGGAGCAGCAAGAGCACAGGACUCGAAUCCCAUAGCUCCUGCCAAUCUCGACACUCGUGAUCAAGUCGCCCCAACUCUACCUCACGAAGUGGCUAGAGAAGGGAUAAAUGACCUGGAGAGUUACUUUGGAUUUCAGGGGGACAGGGAUAAUCCGGGCGAGGUCCGAAAUGCAUUGCUGGUGGUGGCUGUACUAAUGGCCACAGCAACCUACCAGGCAGGGCUAGAGCCUCCUGGUGAAGCCCUUCUAGCAACCAAUUCCUCCGCUUUUGUGUUGUUCAUGGUUGCCAAUACUGCAGGGUUCUUUGUGUCCUUGAAUAUGAUUGACGUACUCACUUAUAAUUUCCCCUUGAAAUUUGAGUUGUUUGUUACUGUAUUUGCAAUGGUGGUUACCUAUGACACUGCAAUGAUCACACUUGUCCCACAAGGGCCCAUAAGACGCACCUUCAUUGCGCUCUCCAUCAUGAUGCCUUUAGCAAUAUACAUCUUCAGACUCGUAAAAGCCAGAAUUAAGCAGCAUAGACUGAGUUCAGGUGCCUAUAGGCGCCAUGCGAGUGCAUAAUACUAAUAUCAUGGAGCCACAGUUGCGUGUUUACAAUUGCACAAGACGGAUAGAAAUUGGCUUUUGCUACUCCAAAUUCAAGUAAAUCAGGUGUUGUUCAAGGCUGCAAGAGUUGGGAAUAUCAGGGCUCUGCUCAAGCUCCUGGAAAGUGACCCUAUUCUCCUGGAGGGCGUUGCUACCGCCAGUGCAUAUAACUCUCUGCACAUAGCCUCCAUGUUAGGAAACCUUGAUUUGUGAAGGAACUCCUAAGCAUAAAUCCAAUGUGGGGAAGUAUGCAAAAGAGCUGAACCAACAUGGAUAUAGCCCCAUGCACUUGGCUGCUGCAAAUGGCCAUGUCAAG
Vitis riparia (riverbank grape) is the source of this 1038-nucleotide messenger RNA. RefSeq lists its product as uncharacterized. NCBI's taxonomy places the organism in Eukaryota, Viridiplantae, Streptophyta, Magnoliopsida, Vitales, Vitaceae. The record is from RefSeq and is a predicted model, not a curated record. The coding region runs from base 120 to 698 and encodes 192 amino acids. The transcript has 2 exons.